AUGAUUUUGAUAUUAAAUAGCCCAACAAGGAUUAUUAUUUAUGUUCUAAAAUUAACUAAUGUAUCUAUUACUUUUAUUUAUCAAUCUAUCCCUUUUCUUUUUCUAUCUAUAUACCACUUUUCUCUGUCUACCACAUUACUUUAUCUAACACUUUUCUUUAUCUAUCUAUCCCUUUUCUUGAUCUAUCACUUUCUUUAUUUAUUUUUCUUAUCUCUUUCUUUUAUUUAUCUUUCCCUUCUUUUUCUUAUCUAUCUCUUUUUUUAUAUAAUCUCUUUCCUUUCUUUAUCUAUCUCUGUUCUUUAUCUAUUUAUCACUUUUCUUUAUCUAUCUAUCUGCUUGUUGCCUUAUGGAACACAAAGUCUCCACCCAGUCUGUAGCUGCCACAUGCCUCAUUUCAAGAUCACCAGUCCACUGCUUCCCCCUCUGUCUCCACAAUCCUUCCAGCAUGUUGCUCUUGGUCUUCCCCCUCCCUGUUUUCCUUCAUUGACCAGUUUCUAUCUAUCUAUCUAUCUCUCUGUUAUAGUCUGUUUCUAUCUAUCUCUCUGUUAUAGUCUGUUUCUAUCUAUCUCUCUGUUAUAUCUGUUUCUAUCUAUCUAUCUAUCUCUCUGUUAUAGUCUGUUUCUAUCUAUCUAUCUAUCUCUCUGUUAUAGUCUGUUUCUAUCUAUCUCUCUGUUAUAUCUGUUUCUAUCUAUCUAUCUAUCUCAGUCUGUUUCUUGUAGUCUGUUUCUAUCUAUCUAUCUUAGUCUGUUAUCUAUCACUUUCGGUCUGUUUCUAUCUAUCUAUCAUAGUCUAUUAAUAUCUAAGUCUGUUUCUAUCUAUUUAUCUAUCAUAGUCUAUUCGUAUCUAUCUAUCUAUAUCUAUCUCAGUCUGUAUCUAUCUAUAUCUAUCUCAGUCUGUAUCUAUCUAUAUCUAUCUCAGUCUGUAUCUAUCUAUAUCUAUCUCAGUCUGUAUCUAUCUAUAUCUAUCUUAGUGACACAUGGCACAUAUAUGGCUUCCACAGAAUGUUUCCACUCUGCCCUGUCCACAGCUACCAGUUUUUCCCCACCCCAGGAUCACAAGACUAUUGCUUUUCUGUCUUUCUCCAUAGGCUUUCACCAUAUCGUUCUUGGUUUUCUUUUUCCUUCAGGCAUGUCUCUUUUUAAUUCUUUUAAAAAGAAACUAACUUUGAAUUCUUCUUUCUCUUUUUUCUACAUCUUUAUGUUCUGUUUCUAUCUUUCAACAUCUCUCACUUUCUUUCUCUGUGAAUGUUUCUCACUUUCUCUCUCAUCUUCAAUGUUCUUCCUUCUCUUUAUAUUUCUUCUUCUCUUCAUAUUCCACCCUCUUAACUCUCACUCUCUAUAUUCCUCCUCCUUAAUCAUAUCCAUCUCUCUUUCCUUCACUUUAGUCCCUCUUCCUCUUUUAUAUGAUUUCUCCUCUUCAAAAAUUUACUCCUCUUCCCACUUCUCAUACUGCUUCUAG
This is a messenger RNA of Acanthosepion pharaonis, 1458 nucleotides long. Lineage: Eukaryota; Metazoa; Mollusca; Cephalopoda; Sepiida; Sepiidae. The record is from the annotation of a GenBank genome assembly.